Molecule: messenger RNA, 3054 nt
Organism: Vespa mandarinia (Asian giant hornet)
Lineage: Eukaryota; Metazoa; Arthropoda; Insecta; Hymenoptera; Vespidae
Product: MATH and LRR domain-containing protein PFE0570w-like
Source: RefSeq, a predicted model, not a curated record
AUGUUUCUUCUGAUCGUAGGUGAGGAGACACUAUCACCAUCAACGUCAGCAUCACCAUCACCAUCACCAUUAUCGGCACCAAUAACACCACUACAACCACCACCACCUGUACCACCGAGACGAAGAAGAAGAAAAAAAAAUAUAAACGCGGAAACUUCAGAUAAGGAAGUCGAAGCUAUUACGAAGUAUAGUAAGGUCGAUCGAAAACGUCUACCCCCACCGCCACCACCUUCUCAAUUACCAAGAAAAAAUAACAUCAACGAGAACGUUGAUAAGAGUAAGAUUAAAACGAGGAUAAUUAUUCAUGAUCCACCGAGUUCGAAGUUUAUUACCAACGAGAACGAUGAUGAGACCUUGAAUGAGAUCUUAAUGUCGGAUAAUUCGAAGGAUAAUAUUAUAAACGAAGAGAUUUCUUUAUGUACGAAGAAAACUUACGACGAGAUAAAAGAAUUUAAACCUGACGACGUGUUUGAUCCUAAGAAUGAAUUACUGACAACAUCGUUGCACUCUGAUGACGUUACGUCAUCGAAAAAAGUCUUCAAUAAGGACAACGUUCUACGACCAUAUAAUGAUAGCGAGUCGAUGAUUGAUGAGAGUCCUGAAAAAGAUUCGUCGUUGAUGGUCGUCCUUAAGAGUCCUAAAAAAAAUCAAUCAACAUACGACGAUAGAAAAGACGAUGAAACUAUAAUAAUCGUACGUUCACCUAGAUACGAUCAAAUGGUAAAGAAAAAGGAAUACAACAAAUAUCCAUCUUUAUUUUUUACCAUCGAUGACCUUCAAGAUGUUAUAACGAAUGAUUCGCAAACAACGUGGCCGUCAAAUGACAAUGAGAUAUUAAAAAAGGAAUUGGCAAAGGUUGAAAAUGAGAUAGAAAGUUUCUUCGAGGAAGAACAAAAUCCAAAGGAUGUCGAUCAUAUUACGAAGGAUCUGUCUUUCUUAACGGAUAAUCAUAUCGAGGAUGUUAACUAUAAGGACAAUGACGACGACAAGGAUGAAAUUUGUUUUCGCGUAACUCCGACGAAUUUUCCUUUUGAAAAAUGUUUAGACAGAUGGAAAACUUCCUUGGAUUAUGAAAAUUCAGAAUUUCGUAACGAUCAAGAUAAUAAUUUUAUUUUCGACGAUUACAUCGACAGAAGUAGCGCGUUAAAUGUCAGACGAUCGAAAAGAUCAUCUCUCUGUUAUGAUAUAUUUCAAGGUAACGAUAUCACCGUAGAACAUACUGCUACCAAAGUGAGAUUCGUAAUAGAGACACCACCAAAUUCCUCGAUGCCAACCAAGGUCGAUGGUGGUCUACGGAAUAUCGAUUUGAUCACGAACGAGGAAGUUCACGAGGAGGAGCAAGGGGGAGAGGAGAAGAAGGAAGAGGAAGAACCGCAACAUCAGAAGCAGCAGCAGCAGCAGCAGCAGCAGCAGCAGUACCCGCACCAGCCUGUAGAAGAUAAUCUCGAAAGAAAUUUGCAGACUUCUGAUAACGCCGAUAUAUUUGGUGAAAUACCAUUUGAUUCCUUAAUUCUAAAUAAUACCAAUCGAAAAUCUGUAGAAAUUUCUUCGACGAUCGAUAAUAAUGUCAUUGAUGAACACGUAAAGGUACGUGAAUCUAAGAUCGAAUCUAAUUUAUCGGAAGAUGUAUUAUCGAGGAAGAUAGAAGUUUCUAACAAGACUAACAACAAGAACAACAACAAAGAUAACAAGAAUAAUUAUGAAAACGAUGAAAACGAUGAUAACGUCAAUUACGAAGUUAAAGAUACUAAUAAAAAUAUUUUCAUUCACGAACAAUCCAAAAGUGAAUCACUUAAUAAUAUUCAAAAGCAAUUUGACAAGAAUGAACGUAGAAAAAUUUUUCUAACGCAAUCGGUUCGUAGUUUUAUGAACGACAGUCCAAUAGAUUGGGACGAAGAAUCCGACGUAUCCAGUAACCAUGAAUUAUCCUACAAAAAUUCAUACGAAGAGAGAAAGAUCGACGAGGAAUCAUUGAAAAUCACGGAUUCAACGAAUUCCGAAAUAAUUAUUAAAGAUGAAUUGAAAACGAUAACUAUGUCAAGCACGUCGGAAUUUAUGAAUGAUCGUAUAAAAUGGAUCGAUUAUGAGACUAUAAUCGAUAAGAAAAAAACCGAUGUACCGGUUAACGUUAGACGCAAUACAUUUUUAGAAACGAUGCUGUCGGAUGUAGAUAAUAGGGAUGAACAAAAUUGGAAUAAUACAACGGGAUAUUGCGAGAUCGUAGAGAUCCAUCCGAAAAACGAUCGAUUCAUUGGGAUCGAUGAGAUAAGUGAAAUGGCGGUACGAAGAAUCCAAGCGGAAAUAAUGGAGAGUCGACAGUUGGACAACGAUAUGAUGAAAAUGUCCAAGUGUCAUGUAAGAGAGAAGUGUGUCAUCGAGAGAUCUGAUGACUCGAGCAAUAUCAAAGAUACAAUUGUAGAAACGAGGAUUAUUAAGAAUAUUAAAGGUUUAUAUAAAAACGAUGAUGAUAGAUUAAAUGACAAAAGGACGAAGGAUAAUAAUAUGAUCGAUCGUUUAGAAAUAAUAGGUAGUAAUAAUGUUGACGAAUCGGCCAUAACGACACCCGUAGCUUUAAGUAACGACCAAUCGUCAGGGCAAGAUACUCUAACGAUAAUCCCCGGUAGCGUUAGGAAUUUCGUUAAGUAUUACGAGAUCCGUCAGGAAACGACGGCCAUCGAAUAUUCUAAAAUUAACGAUAGGAUGACAUUAGUUAGAUCUAAUGACGAAAGUUCGAGAGUAUCGAACAGGAUAAAAAAUUUCGAAUGCGAGGAACGAUCGAUGGCUGCGAGAAGAUACAAUAAUGAUUUCAAAAAGGAGAAUAAAAUCGAUGAAAGGAUCAAUGAAGAUACGGUAACGAUCGAUGAUGAAUCGAUACUCAAUAAUGAGAUUAGUUAUACGAUGAUAGUGAACAAGAUCGUAGAUCCAUUGAAAGAAAUAAAAGGGAAGCGCGAAGUAUUAUCCAGAGCCGAUUACGAGAGAAAUUCAGGUAUUAAUCGAUUCGCUUCCAACGCUGAAAAUAAUACUACACGCCUCGUAUUUUAUUGUACGGUGUGA